Molecule: messenger RNA, 1779 nt
Organism: Micromonas pusilla CCMP1545
Lineage: Eukaryota; Viridiplantae; Chlorophyta; Mamiellophyceae; Mamiellales; Mamiellaceae
Exons: 2
Coding region: 1-1779 (592 amino acids)
Source: RefSeq, a predicted model, not a curated record
AUGAGCGAGCCGCCGCCGCCCGGGAUGGACGACCCGCCGCCGCCCGGGAUGGAGCCCGACGACGCCGCCGCGACGGCGACGGCGACCGCGACGAAUGCGAUGGAUCCCUACGCCGCGUACUACGCCGCCCAAGCGGCGGCCGCGGUCCCGGCGCAGCAGCAGCAGGCGGCCGCGACGGCGACGGACCCGGAGGCGUACGCGGCGUACUACGCGCAGUGGGAGCAGUACGCGGCGUCGCAGGCGGCGGAGGCGGCGAAGGCGGCGUACGCGUACGAGAGCGCCAAGUACGCGGAGGCGCAGGCGCGCGCGGUGCCGAGCGCGGAGACGCUCGCGCAGGUGGCGAGCGCAAUCUUUUCGGGCAUCCCGGAGGACGCGCCCAAGCCGAAAGCCGAGCCGCCGCCGCCGCGCGCCGGAGCCGCGUCGACCGACCAGGGGCCGGCGGCGCCGUCGCCGGGCGAUGGCGCGCCGCCGCCGCCGCCGCCGCCGCCGACGGAGGAAGCGAUGGACGCGACGGCGCCGCCGCCGCCGACGUCGAACCUCCUCGUCCCCCGCCAAGUCUCCGUGCCGCCGCCGCCGCCGCCGCCGCCGUCGACGACGACGACGAACCCGACGCGUCCGCAUCAUCACCCCGCGGGCGCCGCGCCCGCGCCCGCGCCCUCCAUCAUCGCGAAGCACCCGAACCACAAGAGCGCGGCCGCGGCCGCCGCCGGGCGGGAGGCGGCGGUCGCGCCGAAGACCGCGAAGGGGCCCGGGUGGCGGACGACGGCGGCGGCGGCCAUCGCGGAGACGGGCGGCGCGACCGCGGCGGCGCUGAACGAGUCUCGGCGCGGCGGCGGAGGAGGAGGAGGAGGAGGAGGAGGGAACGACGAUCGAGAUCGAGAUCGACGGCGGAGUCGCGAGCGAGGGCGGCGCGGCGGGAGUCCGAGCGGGAGCGGGAGUCGGAGUCGGAGUCGGAGUCGGAGCCGGAGAGGACGCCGCGACCGGAGCGGCGGGCGAAGGGACCGCGACAGGGACCGCGACAGAGAGCGCGACAGAGAUCGCGACAGAGAUCGCGAUCGCGACGACGAUCGCGAUCGACGGCGACGACGCGAUCGCAGCCGCGGGGACGACGGCGGGGGACGAAGAGACCGUCGACGCUCGGACGGCGCCGCCGACGCGGCGGCGGCGGCGCCGCCGCCGCCGCCGCCGGAGCCCGCGCGCGAGCCCGCCGCGGCGACGGAGGAGAAGGACAAGGAAUACUGGGAGCGGUACUACGCGGAGAAGUUCGGCAUCCCCGUCGGCGGCGCCGCGCCCAAAGAGAAAGAGAGAGAGAAAGAGAGAGAGAGAGAGCCGGCGACGAAAAAGGAACCGAGCGCGCCGCCGAAAAGACGUCGGUCGUCGUCGCCCGCGCGCGUGGAGGAGCCCGCCGCCGCCGCCGCGAAGGAAGAGGACGUGGACUGGACCAAGUACUACGAGGAGAAAUUCGCGAAGAAGGAGAAGAAGGAGAAGAAGGACUCUAAGAGAAGCAAGCGCGCGCGCUCGCGCUCGGGAAGGUCCAAGUCGCGAUCCGGAGGAGAGACGCUGGUCUCGGAUCAGCCCGAGGAGGCGAGUCCGAGUCCGGGUCGCGCGCGGAAGAGUCGAAGGCGCGACCGCUCGCGCUCCGGUGGCGGUCGCGGCGGCCGAUCGCGAUCGCGAUCGCGGUCGGCGGACCGGUCUGCUCGGGGAGAGCGGGGGCCCGCGUCUCUGCUCCGGAUGGGGGCGUGGAGGUUUCGGAGCGCGAGCGCGCGCGCGUGCUUAUAA